AUGGGCAAUAUGGCAUCCUCAGGGCCCAAAAUUACGCCACAAGAUAAGGCAAUUUUGCAACUGAAACUGCAAAGAGACAAGCUUCACAAAGCGUCUGUGAAAAUUCAGACAGUUAUUGACAGAGAGACAGAGAUCGCCAAGCAAUGCGUCAAGCAAAAUAAUAGGAGAAAAGCCCUAUUGGCGUUGAGAAAGAAGAAGUAUCAGCAAAACCUACUUUCAACAGUGGAGAAACAAGCCGAAACGCUGGAAGAGCUGAUAAAUACGAUUGAGUUCAAGCUGAUCGAAAAAGAUUUCGUUUACGGUCUGGAACAGGGUAAUCAAGUCCUCAAACAGUUGAACAAAGAAAUGAGCAUAGAGAAAGUGGAUAAAAUACUGGACGACUCAGAAGAAGGAAUCAGGUAUCAGGAAGAGUUGAGCGAGAGACUAGGAGAACUCAUGUCCAAGAGUCUGGAAGACGAGGUGGAUCUGGAGCUUGAGGAACUGGAAAAACAGGAAAGAGCAAAGCAGUCUCCCCAAAAAGAUGUGGCGGCUCAGCUUCCAGAGGUCGUCAACAAACCCUUGCCCGAAGUCAAACCGAAGCAACCAGAGGAGCGCGAAGAAGAGCAACACGCACCACUACCUGCAUGA
Messenger RNA from Ogataea angusta, 627 nucleotides. RefSeq lists its product as uncharacterized. Gene Ontology annotation, biological process: late endosome to vacuole transport via multivesicular body sorting pathway; vesicle budding from membrane. The transcript has a single exon. NCBI's taxonomy places the organism in Eukaryota, Fungi, Ascomycota, Pichiomycetes, Pichiales, Pichiaceae. Gene Ontology annotation, cellular component: ESCRT III complex; multivesicular body. The record is from RefSeq and is a predicted model, not a curated record. The coding region runs from base 1 to 627 and encodes 208 amino acids.